This is a messenger RNA of Ogataea angusta, 1290 nucleotides long. RefSeq lists its product as uncharacterized. Bases 1 to 1290 code for a protein of 429 amino acids. The record is from RefSeq and is a predicted model, not a curated record. The transcript has a single exon. Gene Ontology annotation, biological process: positive regulation of GTPase activity; endoplasmic reticulum to Golgi vesicle-mediated transport. Gene Ontology annotation, cellular component: endoplasmic reticulum membrane. NCBI's taxonomy places the organism in Eukaryota, Fungi, Ascomycota, Pichiomycetes, Pichiales, Pichiaceae. Gene Ontology annotation, molecular function: GTPase activator activity.
AUGAGCGUUCCAGAAUGGACGCAUAUGGAAUGCGAUUGCUCCAUUUUCAAUGAAUAUCCUUUGACUGCAGAAAAUGAGUCUCUCAAAUUGAAGUUGCUCCAAAAAGCUCUUGAGUCACAAGAUACAGAGCCACUCAGACACCUCGUAACUACGAGAUCAGGAGCUGUGAACAGGGAUCAGCGUACAUCUGUCUGGCCCAAAUUGCUUGAGUUGGAUUGCUGGAAUCCUCCUCACCCUGUUCCGUACCUCAAGCACAAAGAUCACGAGCAGAUAACCAAGGACAUUGAGAGAUCUUUUGUGUUUUACCCAAAAACAAAUCCUAAUGAAAUGCUGAGAUUACGUCAACGGCUGGACAAUCUUAUCAACAGUACUUUGUGUGCCUACUCAGGACUCAACUAUUACCAAGGCUACCACGAUGUUGCCUCAAUCGCCGUUUUGAUUUUUGAUGACCUCACUGCCUAUAAAUUCAUGACCAAACUUACACUCAUGUACCUCAGAGACCACAUGCUGCCAGAUAUUGAGUCUACAGUCAGAGAGCUCAAGUUGAUACCCGAGCUUUUGUCUUUAGUGGAUCCCAAAUUACACGCUCUCAUCGGCUCAAUUGAACCUGUUUAUGCGCUGAGUUCGAUGAUCUCCCUGUUUGCGCACGAUAUCGCAGAUUUCGACGGGCUAUGUUUGGUUUGGGACUUCAUUUUGGCCCAAAACAGUGCUGUCUCGGCGUACUAUAUUUAUGUGGCGGUACUUGUCUUUUAUAAAGAUGAUCUUUUGAACGAUCUUGAUGACCUUUUGGGCAAGUCUUUCACGAGCGACGAUACGCUCACGGAAGAGACUGAAUUGGACCUCUCGGACAGAGACCUUAUCCAUGUGACCCUGAACAACUGGAUAAGUCACAAUCUCAAAACCAGUCAUCUUUUUGAUAUACUCAAGAAUGCCAUGCGGUAUAUGAACGAUUUCCCGCAUGAUACUUUGCGAACAAUGAAGGACCUAAGCAGAUACAGCAUGCUGAGGGCUUCGUACCUCGACCCAGAACUCAUCCUUUUGCAUACAAGAGAACAGAAGCGGUAUCUAAAACGUUCCCGUGUCUCCAAAGCACUCGUUUCACACCACAAAACUCUCUCAAUGGUUGUCAAGUGUUCUAUUGGUAUUGGCGUCGCGGGAUUAGUCCUCAAGUACUCCCUCGCUUCAAGCGGAUUCCGUCCUCGACAUCUUGGGGUCUUCAAUGCCGCGUCCUGGUGUUUCUCAUCGGCGCACGGGUUUCUCGAAACGGUUUUCAAUGGAUUUGCAGAGUAA